This is a messenger RNA of Wyeomyia smithii (pitcher-plant mosquito), 1949 nucleotides long. RefSeq names its product N-acetyl-D-glucosamine kinase. The transcript is spliced from 3 exons. Bases 607 to 1764 code for a protein of 385 amino acids. Gene Ontology annotation, molecular function: N-acetylglucosamine kinase activity. Lineage: Eukaryota; Metazoa; Arthropoda; Insecta; Diptera; Culicidae. The record is from RefSeq and is a predicted model, not a curated record.
UUCGCCUAACUCUCAUUCAUUCGCACUCAGGAAACUGACCACACUGGACCUGUUUUGAAGCGAGUUUCGACGCUGAACAAGUGAGAGUGUGCGAAGUUUAGACAUUUUCUAUACGAAAUAGUAAUUUGCCCAUACAGUGUUUGUUUACUUAUUGAUGUGCAGAAACGUUUUGCGAUUACGGUUGGAUUGCUACUGAAGACGCACGAGCCGUCAGUGCGGGUGAAAAAAAAACAAGCAAAUGAAAUCUGGUAAACUAGUAGUGCAUAAUCUGAUUUGGUGGUUGACAUAACGCGGAAGUGAACCAGAUUAGUCGGCAAUUAUUUAUUAUUAUUCAGAGUGCAAGCGCACACAUUGGAACAGCAUUUGUUUAUGCGAAUCGCCAGACCUUCAGUGAUAAGAUAAAAUCACCUGUCUAGUGACAGAACAGGAGUCAGACAAGAAAGUAAACAUUUCUAGUUGGUGUUAUUUUUUCGUGCAACGUCGACAAUACAAUCUCGUCGGCGGUGUCAGGUAAAACUAGUUUCUGGAGAACGUGCCUUCCGCAACGUUUCGUUUCGCGCUCCAGUCUCAAAUUCUUCAGAUAUCGAAAGACGUAAGCAGACCGACAUGACGGAGGCAGUCUACAUUGGCGGCGUUGAAGGUGGUGCAACACACUCGAAGCUGGUAAUCUUCGACCAGACCGGAAAAGUGGUAGCCUCAACGAAGGGCCCCGGCACCAACCACUGGAUGGUAGGCAUUCCGGAGGUUUCCAAACGAAUCGACACAAUGACACGUGAUGCUAAAGCUCAGGCCCAUAUUCCCGAGGAGCACAAGUUGGCCGCGAUGGGACUGUGCCUAAGUGGUGCUGAACAGGAUGCCACCAACAAGGAGCUGGAGAACUACCUGCGGACACACUAUCCGAACGUUUCCGAACGAUACAUGAUAGGCAGUGACACAAUCGGUAGCAUCGCGACGGCAUCGAACGUUGGUGGAAUGGUGAUUAUUUCUGGUACGGGCUCCAAUACGUUGCUGAGAAAUCCGGACGGGAGUACUUACGGAUGUGGCGGAUGGGGACACAUGAUCGGUGACGAAGGUGGAGCCUGGUGGAUUUCGAAAAAGGCUAUUAAAACAGUGUUUGACCACGAAGACAACCUUCACCGCAGCAAGCUGUGUGUUGACCGGGUAUGGGAGCUUAUAAAGGAGCACUUUGGAGUUCAGUCACGUUUAGAUUUGCUGGACCACUGCUAUGCUAAGUUUUGCAAACCUACGUACUCCGGAUUGUGUGCAAAGCUUGCCAAAUGUGCUACCGUAGAGGGUGAUCCACUGUGUCGAAAACUGUUCGAAGAUGCUGGCCAGGAACUGGCCCGCUCUGUUUGUGCCUUAUCGCCUCGCAUCAGCCCGGCACUAAUCAGCCAGUGCGGAGAGGUUGACAUCGUUUGUGUCGGCUCGGUGUGGCUUAGUUGGGACCUGCUGGAACCAGGUUUUACGAAGGAAUUAGAAAGGGCCCAAUUUAAAUACGAUCUGAAGCUACUGAAGCUGACGAACACAAUGGCUCUGGGGGCAGCCUAUCUUGCGGCAGAUACAUUCGAUAUGGAAUUACCGAGAGAUUAUUCCGAAAACUAUGAGAUCUUCUACGGUCAUCGAGCUGUGCUCAACGGAAGCACGAAAGAAAACUCGAAUGGGACUAAUGGAACUGCUAACGUAAGCUCUAAAGACACCGCUAAUGGUAGCAGCAAUAGAAUUUCCAAAGGGACCCACGGUACUACAAAUGGGACUAGGACUUGAACGUUUUAAAAUGUUGAGCAACUGGAUUGUUACACCGAGAACUGAGAUUUUUUGUUUAGGCAACAUAUGUUAUUUGUUUAAAAAAAUGUAUUAGAAAAAUUAAAGGCACAAAAAUGGGCUAGUAUCAACAUAUACGAGUCAAUGUAUUUACACCUACAUAAAAUGAAAUAUUCAAUGUCAAACUA